UUAUAAAUUGGGAGACUAAUUAAAAAUUGGUGGUCAACCUAUAGGGAGAAGUGGCUAGUCACAGACUCAGCAACACCAGAAGCGCCACGUGUACACAUUCCCGCCACCUCUCUCCGCCGCGUGGCCACCCCGUCCAUGUAAAUCUACCAGAUAAACACGCUCCACUCUAUAAAAAACCGUACGGCUCCGCUGCACCUCCAUCAUCCCGAAAUCCCUCAAACCUCUUCUACACUCCGUCAAAAACACACACACACACACACUAUAAUCAUGGCUACCCACCAAGACCUCAAACACCGAACAAAACAACACGAAGAAGAAAUCAACCAACCACAAGUAAUCGAAGCAACCUCCGACGACGACGGCGAAAUGAACCGCAGAAGGCAGAAGAAAUCCGGCAUGGCGCGGCGGGGACUCCGCUCGCUGAGCCUCGCCGUGGCGCUCCCACUCUCCCUCAGCCUGAUCGACAUCUUCUACUUCGGAUCCAGCAGCCGCUACCGCACCCUCCCCAAGCCCUUCUACUUCCCGCCGCUGUGGGCGCUGCACUUGGCCUGUUUAGCCACCGCCUUCUUCUCUGGCCUGUCGGCGUGGCUUGUUUGGGCGGAGGGAGGAUUCCACCGCCAGCCCACAGCUCUGAUGCUGUACUUGGGGCAGCUCGUGCUCGGCCUCGGGUGGUACCCGAUUGUGUUCGGGGCGGGGGCAACACGGGUCGGGUUGGUUAUCUGCGGUGCCCUGUUCGGAGUGCUUGUAGGGUGUGUGAGGAUGUUUAGGAAUAUGAAUCCGAUUGCCGGGGAUUUGGUUAAGCCGUGUUUGGCAUGGGCGGUUCUUCUUGCUCUUGUCAAUGUUAGGCUUGUUUCUUCUCACUGAUAAUAUGCAGAGAACCAAUCCCCUAUGUUUGCAUGCCAGGCCACCUUUUCUUUUUUAAUAUGUAAGAAGGUUUCUGUAAGAAUGAGAUUGUUGUCUGUAUGAUAUUGUAAAGUUCUUUAAGAAAACGUUAAAAGCGUCCUAAUAAAAUUUUAAAUCUUUCAAGGGUUCGAAA
Molecule: messenger RNA, 1036 nt
Organism: Erythranthe guttata (spotted monkey flower)
Lineage: Eukaryota; Viridiplantae; Streptophyta; Magnoliopsida; Lamiales; Phrymaceae
Gene: TSPO
Product: TSPO(outer membrane tryptophan-rich sensory protein)-like protein
Cellular component (GO): membrane
Source: RefSeq, a predicted model, not a curated record